Bubalus bubalis (water buffalo) is the source of this 2157-nucleotide messenger RNA. Its product is annotated as melanoma-associated antigen B16. Gene Ontology annotation, biological process: negative regulation of transcription by RNA polymerase II. Bases 1208 to 1645 code for a protein of 145 amino acids. The record is from RefSeq and is a predicted model, not a curated record. The transcript has 2 exons. Gene Ontology annotation, cellular component: nucleus. Lineage: Eukaryota; Metazoa; Chordata; Mammalia; Artiodactyla; Bovidae.
CAGCCCAACCCCUGACCUGGUCCCUGACUGCCUCAUGCUCCAAUUUCCCCAUUUCCCAUUGAGGAUGGAACAUGACUCAUUCCAAGCAGUGCAGGAUUGUGGUAAGAGAACUCAUCAAGAUUUUGCUGGCAUUUCCCAGGAGGCCUUAAGUCAUGAAAAACAAGCCAAAAAAGAGAACCCCAUGAAUGGGAACACAGGAGAAGAACAACAGAGAAUGAAGCGGGAUCACAGGCAAACGGGCUACUGGCUGCUUUUCAUACUAAAAGCUCCAGGCAACGCUGUCUGGCUGAGAUAUGCCCUCAGUUACUCUAAAGGGUUCUUGGGUAGGACGACCUUGGUAUGAGGGUCAAGAUGUCAGCUCAACAGAGGGAGGCAUCCGGGGCUUGGCAGAACCCAAUGUGAGGACUGCAUACAAUACCCGCAGCCACCUCUGCUCGGAAACAGAGCCAGACAAGUGCCCGCCACUGCUGGUUGCCCUGGGUGACCUCAGGGCAGGGGUCACCAGAAGUCACGCCCCCUGACUUCCGCCUCCCGAGAGCCAGGCUGAGAGUGCUUCGAUCUGAGGUGCGGACUCCACUCAGCAGCCAGAGGAGCCACAGGUGCCAUCCGGUAUCAGGUGGUGAAUCUCAUUGCCCAUCCUCCUGUCUACCUACUGCCAUCCACAAGAGUCAUCAUGCCUCGGCAUCAGAAGCACGGUCAAUGCCGUAAGACCUUCAAUAAGUCCCACGGUUGGGAGGUUACGCAGGUAUCCAGGACACUGAAGAAGACCAAUAUACCCUCCCAAUCUCUAAUGCCUGGUGAUUUUCCCAGUACUUCUGAGAGUUGUCAGAAUUUCUACUCAUCUGUUGCAACCACCACCACCACCUUAUUGAUCAAAUCAGAUGAGUUUUCCCCUAGCCAAAAUGUAGAUUAUAGUCUAAGCACCUCACAGGCUAUGUCAUACCCUGUGAGUAUGCCCAGAGAUCCUCUAAAUGAAGAAGUGGCUUUGUUGGUGAAUUUCUUGCUGCUCAAGUAUCAAAUGAAACAGCCAGUAACAAAAGCUGAUAUGGUGAAGGUUUUCAUCUACAAGUGUGAAGUCCAUUUCCCUGAUAUCCUCCAGAGAGCCUCUGAGUGCAUAGGAAUUCUCUUUGGCCUUGAUCUGAAGGAAGUGGAUCCCUUCAACCACUGCUAUGUCCUUUUAAUUUAAUUGGGCCUCACCUAUGAUGGCAUGAUGCACGGUGAAGCAGGCGUGCCCAAGACUGGCAUCUUGACACUUAUCCUGGCUGUGAUCUUCAUGAAGGGCAACUGUGCCACCGAAGAAGAAGUCUUGGAGGUUCUGAAUGUUACCAGGAUGUGUUCUGGAAGGAAGUACUUCUUCUUUGGAGAGCUCAAGCAGCUCCUCAGAGAUUUCGUGAGGGAAGGAUACCUAGAGUUCCAGCACGUGGUCAAUGCUGAUCGUUGGCAAUCUGAGUUCCUGUGGGGCCCCAGAGCUUAUGCUGAAACCACCAAGAUGAAGAUCCUGGAGUUUCUGGCCAAGGUUAAUGGGACUGACUCAAGUUCUUUCCCAUCUCAGUAUGAGGAGGCUUUGGAAGAUGAAAAAGAGAAAGCUCAGGCCAGAGUUUCAGCCAAUUGUCUCUGCUACUACCGGUUCUUGUAUUCAGACUAGCAGCUUCUUCCCCAACUAGGGGAGUCAAGGAUAGUUUCUUCAUGCAUUGUUCAAAGAGGCAGUUAGUGUUCAUAAAAUUUAGGUCUGAGGUGGGACUGAAAAUAAGAUAGUAUGCAUGCCUAUGUGUCACCAUUUUGUAUAUGUAACUCAAGAAUUUUUUCUGUGUAUUAUUCAAAUAUUGUUUCUUUUAAUAUAUAUUUAGUUGCCUUCAUAAUCUUCAAGUUUGUGAAUAAUGUUGGUUACGGACUUAAUCUUACAAUGAGACUUAAUAGUAAGAAUUUUAUAAAACAGAUUGUAAAACCAUCCGUCAUCUGUAACAAUAUAACAUGGCAUUACUAUAGGCAUUUACUGGAAAUGUGAAGGAAAUCAGUAUUAAAAUAGUUGAGUUCAAUAAACAGAGAACAUGUAAAAGAAUUUCAAUCCAUGGCCCUCAUAUCUUUUAUUAAAUUAAAAAUGCUUGAAUUUGCUAACAUGCUUAUAAAAUUAUAAGAAAUAAAGUUCAAUCAAUUAGA